Molecule: messenger RNA, 549 nt
Organism: Dichotomopilus funicola
Lineage: Eukaryota; Fungi; Ascomycota; Sordariomycetes; Sordariales; Chaetomiaceae
Exons: 1
Coding region: 1-549 (182 amino acids)
Source: RefSeq, a predicted model, not a curated record
AUGUCAACCCAACGCCCCUUCUUCCUCUCCACCUUCUUCGCCGCCUUCCGCCAACCAACCCCAGCCUCUCUCUCCAGCGCGCAACAACCCAACAAACACACCACCCAAGCCUCCUCCGUCGUUGUCGCCCAACAAGUCUCCGCCUCCACCCCGCGCGCCAUCUCCUCCUCCUCCCCCUCCACAGCAGCAGCGACCGCCGCCUCCCAAGCAACCUCCCCACAGCCCCGCUCCGGAGGGGUCAUGAGCCAACUACCACUGCACUCCCCACGACACCACCACCACCAUCAUCAUCAUCAUCAUCACCAUCAUCAUCACCAUAGCGCGGGUGGCGCGAUGCCGAUACCACAGGCGCAGGGGCAGCAAAGGGAUAAUCAUGGAAGGAGGCGGGGGAGUGAUAGUAGUAGUGAAGGGUUUCGGGAUGCGUUGGGGACGGAGAAGUUGUAUAUUGGGGGGCGGACGGCGGCGGGGGAGGAGCGGUUUUUUAAGUUGGGGGUUGUGCGAAGGGUACGGAGUGGGGAUCGGUUGAGCUUGGAUCGGUUGAGUUUGUGA